AUGAAGCGCUCUCGCCAGGAUAAUCGCCACCUCGGCCCCGCGGCGGCGGCCAUGCGCCGCCGCGACGUGUACCGAGACGGUCGUCAAGCGGAGGAGCAGGUGAACAUUCAGAAGCUUUUCCGGGACGCUGUGGCGAUGCAAAAGUUCCACUCCCCGAACCAGUCUGGCGCCGGGGCCCGGGUGAUGAUUCACAGCCGAGAGGAACUUGCCUUGUAUCGCCAGAAGCGGCGCGCUGAGCUGGAGGAGAGUGUGCGGCGCGGGUUUAAGGCGAUCGGCAACUGGAUCCGCUACGCACGUUGGGAGGCGCAGCAGCGUGACUUUGACCGCAUGCGGGCCGUCAUGGAGCGCGCGGUUCCCGUGCACGGCGAGAAUGCAAACCUUUGGCGGGACUACGCGGAGCUGGAGGAGUCCAACGGGUUCACAGAACAUGCUCGCCAAGUGUGGAGCCGCGGCGUGACGGCGCUGCCGUCGAGUGUGGACUUGUGGGUAAAGUACCUCGCCAUGGAGCAGGCAGCGGGCCAGGACCAGCGGGUGCGAGACGUCUUUCAUCGAUGGCUUGCCGGGGACGCGGUGCCGCCGUGCGCAUACGCGCUUGCCGCCCUCUACGAGGCGCAGCAGCGGCGCCAGGCAGGGUGCCGCGACAUCCUUCGCCGCUGCGUCGAGCGCUUCAACACACCGGCGAGCUGGCUGCUCUACGGAGCCACAGAACAGCAGGUUUUCUGCGAUCACGAGCGGGCCGUCAGGGUACUUGAAACAGCCAUGCAGGCACUUCCCGACGAGGAUCUUUGGGGGCUGGAGGAGUGUCGCGUGCCGCUUGCGUUGGCGGAGGCGCACAUCGCCGCCGGCAACGUCGUUCAGGCGCGCAAUACCUUCCACAACGCACUCGAGCACGUGGGUGACCACGCACGGUUAUUGGAGAAGGUGCUGGCGUCCUACAGUCGAUUUGAACGCCUGUACGGGGACGGUGCGCACGCUGGGCAGGUAGGGCGACUGCGCACCAUUCAGUUGUACGAGGAGCGCCUCCGCAAGAAUACGAGUGACUUUGACGCCUAUCUCAUGGUGUACUCGCUCUACCGCGACCAAGAGCGUGAGAGUCGACUGCGCACAAGCACCAAAAUGCCGGAAGCGGUGGUGGGCGGAAACGCUGCACCGGCGUCGACAGCCCUUGUCACCUCUCCAGCCGCUCCCGCCUCUCCGUCGCGGCAGGUGCUUGAGCGCGCGCUCCAGAUUCCUGCCCACGAUCCUUAUAGCGCCCAGCAACGUGCUGUGCUGGUCAUGGAGUAUGCACGCGCCUGUGAGACGGACGGCGAGGUGGAUGCGGCACGGCGCACUCUCGCGCAGGAAAUCAAGAACUUUCCCUUUGACGCGGCCCUAUGCCCGCGGCUGUGGGUGGAGGCGGCGGCGAUGGAGGAGCGCCAGGGCGCCAUCACACAGGCGCGCCGGCUUCUCCGCGCCGGGUCGUUGGUUACGAAGGAUGUGCGUCUCUUUGAAGAGACAAUCCAGUUUGAGGAGCGACAGCGGGACGCUGCAAUCGAGGCAAUGCACGCCGCAGCACACGAGACCACGCCGCCGUCGGCGCGGGAGGUGGAGGAAGCAUGCGCGCCGUACGUGGGGGAGUUACGCACAGAUUACCAGAACGCCAUCCAGGCCUUCCCGUUCGACGUGCAGUGGUGGCUCCGAUACGCGAAGCUGGAGGAGCAGCACCAGGAGAUCCUCCGUGCCGACGCGCUGUAUGGCGCCUGCAUCUGUACCUUCAAUGAGGAAGCUGAACGGGUUCGGUCCUUUGCGCAGCGCUACGACCUUCUCGGUCAUGUGGACACCGCCUGGGCACACCGCAUUCAUCUCCACGCGCGGCGCGCGCGUGCUCUGCAGCGACAGGCGUCGCGGCGCAAGGGGAAUGCCGCAGGCGCAGAGACGGCUCGGGCCGAGCUGGCGACGCUGCAGGAGGAGCUGCUGCACUUGUACGCGACUCUACUGCAGGACGUCUGGAACGCUUACCGGCACGAGGCGGUGGCGUGGUUUUCGCGGUACUUUGAGGCAGGUGAAGGCAGCGGUUCUGGUGUCCUCGCUGGUGCCGCGCCAAAGACGUUGCCCUCAUCCCUCACUCCUGCUACGGCGCGCUGGUCGGAGGCCGUGGAGGCGGUGGGGGGGUAUAUGGAGCGAAUGAGUGCUAUCAAGGCUGGCCAGGGUGCACAAGAGGGUGCCACAGCGGCUCUUCGUGCGAUCCUCAAGUCAAUGGUUGAAGCGGAGCGUCACACGAUUCGUCGGUCCCUUGGUUGGACAGAGCAGACAACGCAGUUUGACGCCGUGCAGAGGGCACGCGAAUGGGGUGAGCUGCUGCUGUCGCCGCUACUCGAGGAGUGGAGCAAGUUUGAGCUCACCCAUGGCGGGUCACUGGAGGCUGUUGCGGCAGCUAUGGAGAAACCGGUGAAGCGCCGCACACGCCUCUUCAAGGCACGGCCGUAG
This is a messenger RNA of Leishmania mexicana MHOM/GT/2001/U1103, 2466 nucleotides long. RefSeq lists its product as hypothetical. Gene Ontology annotation, molecular function: protein binding. Lineage: Eukaryota; Euglenozoa; Kinetoplastea; Trypanosomatida; Trypanosomatidae. Bases 1 to 2466 code for a protein of 821 amino acids. Gene Ontology annotation, biological process: spliceosomal complex assembly; mRNA splicing, via spliceosome. Gene Ontology annotation, cellular component: precatalytic spliceosome; Prp19 complex; post-mRNA release spliceosomal complex. The record is from RefSeq and is a predicted model, not a curated record. The transcript has a single exon.